CUACUAGUCUCUGUUAUGGUAUGCCUGAUCAAAUCCACCACCCACGCACAACCUAACGCAGAUUUCAUCUUCAACGGCUUCCAACAAUCCACCAAUCUGACCUUGGAUGGUGUCGCCCAGAUCACUGAUGGAAUUUUGUUCCUAACCAACCGCACAAAACUGAAAACCGGGCACGCGUUUUACCCAAACCCGAUCAUCUUCAAGAACUCAACAAAUGACUCUGCCAUCUCCUUCUCCACUUCCUUUGUUUUCGGGAUUAUACCCGAAUUCCAUUCCGAGGGUGGGCACGGACUCUGCUUCGUCAUCGCUCCUCAACCGGCCUUACCAGGGGCACUGCCGAAAGAUCGGUUGGGCCUUUUCAACACGUCCAUUAUAGACCCAAACGGGACCAACCACGUUAUAGCUGUUGAAUUUGACACAAUAGAGACCCCAGACUUUAAGGAUAUGGAUGGAAAUCACGUUGGCAUUGAUAUAGACAGUCUGGAAUCUGUAGUUAAUAACUCCGCGGGGUAUUACUUGGACAACAACGGUACAUUUCAGAACCUAAGCUUGAUUAGCUAUGAAUCAAGGCGGGUUUGGAUCGAAUAUGAUGGUGUCAAGAAGCAAAUGAACGUAACCGUGGCCCCAAUCAAUCUGGAUAAACCGUCUCGACCGCUUCUGUCUCUAAAUAAAGACCUGUCUCUGUACAUUAAUCCCAAUAUGCAUGUCGGGUUCGCAGCAGCAACCGGUGUGCUUUUUAACAGCCAUUAUUUGUUAGGAUGGAGCUUCAAAGUGAAUGGCCAAGCUAAGGAGCUGGAUAUCUCUCUGCUUCCAAAGACCCCCCUUACAAAUGGAAAUAAAAGUAGCUCAAAAAAUAAGUUUUUGAUAAUCGGGAUGCCUUCGAUUUUGGGUUUUGUUCUGUUAAUAACGAUUAUAACAGCUUUGGUUUACUAUUUUAAGAGAAAGAAGAAGUUUGCAGAAGAAAUGGAGGAUUGGGAGCUUGAUUAUGGGCCUCAUCGAUUCAAAUACAGAGAUCUAUACUUCGCCACGAAUGGAUUUAGCGACAAGGAAUUGUUGGGUAGAGGUGGGUUUGGGAAAGUAUAUAAAGGUAUUCUACCAAGUUCAAAAAUUGAAAUUGCAGUAAAGAGAAUGUCACAAAAGUCAUGGCAAGGGAAGAGAGAAUUUGUGGCAGAAAUUGUGAGCAUGGGUCGUCUUCGGCACCGUAACUUGGUCCAACUCAUCGGGUAUUGUCGACGAAAGAAAGAGCUUCUAUUGGUCUAUGAGUAUAUGCCAAAUGGAAGUCUAGACAGAUUACUUUAUAACAAGUCGGGGCAGACUCUAAAUUGGAACCAACGUUUCUUGAUCAUUAAGGGAGUAGCAUCGGGUCUUUUUUAUCUACACGAGGGAUGGGAACAAAUUGUUAUCCACAGAGAUGUUAAGGCGAGUAAUGUCUUGUUAGAUAAUGAACUAAAUGGGAAAUUGGGUGAUUUUGGGUUGGCCAGAUUACAUGACCACGGGUCUGAUCCUCAUACUACCCAAGUAGUUGGUACAUUGGGUUAUCUUGCUCCAGAACAGAUGUGGACCAAAAAAGUGACUGAAGCUACUGAUGUAUUUUCUUUCGGGGCAUUUUUAUUGGAAGUUGCAUGUGGAAGGAGACCCGUUUUAAUGAAAGAAGAGCGGUUCAUUUUGAUAGAAUGGGUGUUUCGUUUUUGGUUAAAGGGUUUGAUUGUUAAUGCAAUGGAUCCUAAAUUAGGCGGUGAAUUUAACUUUGAGGAGGUAGAAUUGGUAAUGAAACUUGGUUUGCUUUGCUCAAAUAUGAACCCGUUGGCUAGGCCAACAAUGAGACAAGUGGUUGAGUAUUUAGAAAGAGAUGUUGUGAUGCCAGAGCUCUCAUCAUUUGGGAUAACAAUCUCUUCAUUGACCUUUCCUCAUCGGGAAGGAAUCAAUGAUGAUUUAUAUCCACCAACUUCAACAGGUAAAACAACAUUUGAUACAUCAAUUAUGGUUGAAUCAGAUCUCUCUGGAGGCAGAUGAUGAUUCAAUAAUUAUAUAAUUGUACAUAUGAUUUACACUUAUCAAAACUUCAUAUAUGUGUGUGCUUAUGAGCUGGCUCAU
Messenger RNA from Impatiens glandulifera, 2094 nucleotides. Its product is annotated as L-type lectin-domain containing receptor kinase IV.1-like. Gene Ontology annotation, biological process: protein phosphorylation. Bases 16 to 2013 code for a protein of 665 amino acids. Gene Ontology annotation, cellular component: plasma membrane. The transcript has 2 exons. The record is from RefSeq and is a predicted model, not a curated record. NCBI's taxonomy places the organism in Eukaryota, Viridiplantae, Streptophyta, Magnoliopsida, Ericales, Balsaminaceae. Gene Ontology annotation, molecular function: protein kinase activity; ATP binding; carbohydrate binding.